Molecule: messenger RNA, 807 nt
Organism: Sinocyclocheilus grahami
Lineage: Eukaryota; Metazoa; Chordata; Actinopteri; Cypriniformes; Cyprinidae
Product: regulator of nonsense transcripts 3A-like
Exons: 3
Biological process (GO): nuclear-transcribed mRNA catabolic process, nonsense-mediated decay; positive regulation of translation
Cellular component (GO): nucleolus; cytoplasm
Molecular function (GO): telomeric repeat DNA binding
Source: RefSeq, a predicted model, not a curated record
GGAGCUCAGUCAGCACCGGCAGCCCGUUCGGACCGGAUCCACCGUGCGUCCAGCCGAGCUGCACCGACAGCGACUCCGAGGACGACACCGCGGCUCCCGGCACUACACGAUGACAGUCAUGGUCGCUGUUUUUAUCCCCCUCCACCUUGCUCAAAUGAAAAGAUUUGUUUUACUUGAGUAAUAUAUUAAAGUGUAUCUCUAGUAUCUACAUCAAAAGAUGAACUAAAUAUAUAAUGCCCAAAUAACCAUAUUCUAUUUAGUUUUACUAUUUAAAAUAACGUAGCUCUGCUUCAUAAUUCUGUUUUUGUUGUAUAAACAAAAUGCAACGAAACAUAGGCUAUUCCUCUUGACGAGACAAGAGAAUAAAUACCAACGUGCGAGCCUCGCGGUCUUUGGGUGACUUCCCGCGAGAGUUUGCGGAUUUCGGCCAGCUAAGAGGGCGAAAUGGAGAUAUGAGGUCUGAAAAGGAGCAGAGGACAGGAAGCAGGGAGAGAGGCAGCGUGGAGAUCCAGUUCAGAGAGUGUCAGAGGGAGCAGGACAACGUCGCGGUGAACCCGAGGCACAAGGAGGAGAAAAAGGAGAUCUUCACCAAGGUUGUCAUACGCCGACUGCCACCCAGUCUAUCAAAAGACCAGCUCGAGGAGCAUCUGAGUCCUCUUCCAUCUUUUGACUAUUUCGAGUUCUUCCCCGCUGAUCAGAGCUUAUACCCACAUCUCUUCUCAAGAGCAUACAUCAACUUCAAAAACCCAGAGGAUAUCAUUAUUUUCAGAGAUCGCUUUGAUGGCUAUGUAUUCAUUGACAAUAAAG